AUGUGCUCUGAGUGGAACGCCUUAGUUCUCAUCGAUGAAGCCGAUAUUUUCAUUGAGGCUAGGAACUCCAGCGAACUGCAGAGAAAUGCGGUCGUUUGCGUAAUGCUUCGAUUAUUGGAGUACUACAAUGGAGGACUCUUUUUGACGACAAACCGAGUAGGCAACGUCGAUCCAGCGGUGAGUAGUCGUAUCACCGUCAUGCUUGGCUAUGAUCCUCUGAACGCUGAAGGACGAGAAAAGGUGUGGCGUAAUCUGUUGGGGACAAGCGCAUCGGAGAAGAUAAAGGUACUUCGUACUCCUAUUUGGAAGUUUAGUACUCUACUAAUAUGUCUUGUUUGUGUUUCUUACGAUCCAUGACCUUCUCGAGCGUCAAGGUCACUACAACAUUUCUCGACACAAGACCUCAUCAUCAUCAUGAUUCAUACACAAUUAUACUCAAAAUCAACAAUUAUACUCAAAAUCAAAUCCUCAUGCCAUUUCUUUCAACUCCCAGCAUCAUUAGGAACACCCCCACAGGCAUUAACCAAAGACGAGUAUCGGCACUUGGCAUCGUACGUACUCAACGGGCGACAGAUCAAGAAUUCGAUCCUUCUCGGCAAGGCCCUGUCAAAGGAACGCGGUGAUUAUGAGGAACUACAUAGAUUCAGAUUAUGCAGUACCAGUAGCACCCGCUAGCCGUAGAGAUAGAUUAAGAUUAUGCACUUGUACCAGUAGCACCCGCUAGCCGUAGAGAUAGAUUAAGAUUAUGCACUUGUACCAGUAGGACCCGCUAGCCGUAGAAGCUCUAACCUCCGCCACUGAGCCUAGUCACCUUGGAGCGUGCAGUCAGAGCUGUCGCUGGCGAGCGCGAAGCAGCCGAGACGCGCACAGAGAGGAUUCAUAGCAGAGAAUCGCCGAGUGCUUGGGGAUCUUCAGGGGUUGUCAAUUUUCCAGCAGCUGGCCGACUGACAAUGAGUCCUUUGGAGGGGUCUUUUGCACCGCAUUGAUCUUUCAAUCCAACGUAACAAACUGUCAUCAUCACUACCGCUCCUAGUCUGAUUGAUAAUAGUUCCCUUCUUCUACAACAUGUUGUACAUCAAGAAAAUGGUCGACAAAUAACUGAUUGACUCCUUUUUUAACCGUGUUAUUUCUUGUUCAGUUCAUCGAUCACCAGAUUUUUGUCAGCGUCAAAGAUAGUACUAGCAGUUGUGAUAUCUGAAUCUGAUUCAUGUCGCAAAAAACCAGCAAGAACAAUCUGUCCGUUGCCAAAUUUCGUAGAAAUUGAAACACUCCUUGCCUGAAAAUGCCGUCAUCCUCAACUUUUAAAUUUUCAAUUUUUCUGAUGCCAAACCAAUAUAGCUGCGUUGACGCGACUGACAUUGCUCUAUCUAGAAGUAGGGAGGAUAAGCUCAUGAUGUUGGCUUGAUGCAUUAUAUAUAUAUCCUUCCUGUGAGACAUAUAUUCUUGUAGCCAUUGUGAUUGUCAACGAGAGGAAGACGUCAGAUGAGGUUUACUCGUACAACUGAGUGAAUGUGCAAGACUCCAAAGUGUGGGAUCAUUUUCCAGAGCUUAAUGAAUUGAAGAAGGAUCUAACAAAAAGUGAAUAUGGUCUUGAUCGUCUUCGUCUUCGUAUCAAAAUAUAAUCAGUAUUAGAUCUUCAACAACAUGAAGGAGG
Molecule: messenger RNA, 1654 nt
Organism: Amoebophrya sp. A25
Lineage: Eukaryota; Dinophyceae; Syndiniales; Amoebophryaceae
Source: the annotation of a GenBank genome assembly